UUUCCUUGCCGGACUGGGGACGGAGCAAACCAUCUAAAGGCCAUGACAUCAGUUGCCAGGGUGGCCCCUUUACCUGGCGAACUAGAAUUAUCUGAUCCUGGGGCGUUCUUCAAAUCUCAACCCGGUGCCCUGAAUGACCCCCACAAUACAAUUCCGGAGGAUGAUGUGUGGCACUCCAAUCCAACGGUAUGCGGGGAACUACCCUGUGGUGGGACAGAUAAAAUGCAAGAUGGCGUAGUCCUGGAGAUCGAUCUUCAGGACUUGCAACCAAUCACCCCUCCUGACGGUGGUUGGGGUUGGUUCGUCGUACUUGGCAGCUUCCUAUGCAUGUUUCUGGUGGAUGGUGUUUGUUUUUCUUAUGGAAUAUUUCUCAGCGAAUUAGAACUCACAUUUGAGGCCAGCAAGACCCAAAUGACUCUGGCCGGGGCACUCUUGACCGGAUGUUACUUCAUGGUUGGGCCUAUUGCCAGUGGUCUCAUGAAUCGCUUCGGUGCAAGAAUUUUGGUUAUGUUUGGCGCCAGUCUGUCGUCAAUAGGUAUUAUUUCCAGUACAUUUGCGACCAAUCUGCCAAUUUUCAUCGGGACUUUUGGAGUAAUUGGAGGGAUCGGUUUUGGACUUAUAUACGUUCCGGCUGCAACCACAGUUACUGCUUGGUUCGUGAAGAAACGGGCCACGGUAACGGGGAUCAUUACGGCCGGCAGUGGGAUUGGUGUGACUUGUUACAGUUUGGUUAUCCCCCAUCUAAUUCAGAUGUUCACGUGGAGGGGAUGCAUUCUACUUUUGGCGGCCGUCAAUCUAAAUGCGGCAGUUGCUGGUGCCUUGUUUCGUCCAUUGCAACAUACAUGUCCGGCUGCCAUGGAUAAGAAAAAAGGCCGUAUGGAUCGAUCAAAGUUGCCGGCAGUAAACGAGAAUAGCGGUGAAGAAACGGAACCCAAUAUUCGAAAGCCUCCCAGUGUCUCACGUUUCCCCAAGCAGACCCAAUUCCUCUCUGCACAAGAAAAGUCAAAUAUCCAAAGCGCGAAUUUACUGACCACAAGGUCCGUGGUUCGAAUCCAACCUCUGCCUCUCGACUUCCCCUGCCUAGGCUUUGGCAACUUGGUAGUAUCCCAGCCCUUGUGCUUCCUCUGGGUGGCGUGGCAGCUAGGAACCGAAAUGCUGUUACAGCUGAACGCUGAAUCUUCCACUGCUGACAAGCAACUGGCCCGGCAGUAUGUGGAAUCCGCGGACACUGUGGCACAGAAUUUGACCCAGGUGGCUGAGGAAAACCUGGUACUGUCGAAUCCCGGUCUAAGCGAUGGGGUUGCGAGGCGAAUCACACGGCGCGAGACCUCACGUAGGUCAAAUACUUCUUGGGAUGACAUAAUUAUCACACACGGGAACCAACUGGUACCUCUGCCCGAGGGCGUGCCUUUGGCAACAUCGAAAGAGAAGCUUCCUAAGCUCAGCAUGGAUGCAGUUAAUCGCAUAGUAGAGGAGGUGCUCGGCCGUCAGGCCUUUGCUUCAACUACUAGUCUUGCCGCCACCGAAAAGCCAGUUAAAAGUAAGGCUCCAACUGCAUACACUGGCAGUCAGCGUUGGUUGUCUUCAACGCACUCUCAACUGGGACAAGUCAGCGUUCAACCGAGCGAUAAUGCCGUGGUCUACCUCAAGCCUGAUAACAUGGGAAGUACAUCCUAUUUCGCCUCAGCAGUCUCAUUAAGAGCCAUUCCCGAUAUCAAUGCUGGUGCCAUUGACGAACAGGCUAUUCACGAUGCUAUCAUGAAGGAACUGCGCAAAGAAGUUGCCCGUCCCGUGCAUAGGAAAGACUUGUUUCUGAGUGGAAGUCUUAUUCACAUUAAUGAGUACUUGGCCACUCCAGAUGUGGAGUCAUUCAUCAGACAGGUCACUGUUCCAGCCGAGGAAAUCCAAGCCAAAAGUCCAAUUAUGGCUAUGCUACGCAGUAUGUUUGGUGUCAGCAUUCUCCGGAGUCCAACGUUCCAGUUACUGAACAUUUCCAGUAUAAUCACUAUGAUCGGCUAUAUUGUUCCCUAUCAAUUUUUAAAGGACAACGCGCAGUUCCAUGGCUACGGAGAGACCGAAUCCGCGUAUCUCCUCGCAUCUCUGGGCAUACUUAACACAAUCGGGAGGCUUAUCUCUGGCUGGCUUUCCGAUCGUCCUUGGGUCAACAUCGUUCUGGUCAACAAUGUCUCGCUGCUCGUUUCUGGAGUCGCUACAGCCAUCCUGCCUUUGUUGCGCACCUACUCAGGAAUGAUGUUCUAUGCCUGUUUCUUUGGAUUCGUCAUAGCUGCGUUUAUCGCUGUACGAACAAUUCUGAUUGUGGAACUGAUCGGCCUGGAUCGUCUCAGCAACGCGUUCGGAUUUCUCCUCCUGUUUCAAGGCAUUGCUGUUGUCGGUGCUCCACCCGCUCUAGGAUUCAUGUAUGACACAUUCGGGAAUUUCAACGUCACAUUUAUUUUUGGCGGUAUCGCGCUCUUCGUUUCCGGUCUACUUUGCAUACCCCUGUCAAGUGUGGCCCGAUGGGAAAGAGGCAAAGAACUCGCCACACCGGAAUGGGAAGACGAAAAUGUGGAAGGGUGUUUCCGAGCGCCAACCAAAUGCAUACGAUUAAUGAGGGAUUGUUGCCUCACACGUUGUUGUCCUAAAAGAUUUGACUACGAGACCAAAAUGGAAGGGGUUUCUGACUUUCAACUGUAUGAUGUAGCUUGAGGUUUCCACUUUCUAUGCAGACGCAUCACAUAUACAUGUCUAUAAUCCAUACUUUCACAUGCCAUUCGAAAUAUUCUUGUACACGAACAGCGCCUGAUAUUUUCAUCUACCACUUCUGCUACCCUUCUCGAAUUUGUACCAAACUAGUCUCUUCUCCAUUCCCCAAAAGCUCAAGUGGAUUGGACGAGUAUCAUCAUAUACGAUGUAUUUCUACACUUUGAGUCGUCUAGUCCUCUUAGUUGGGACAUUCCUCUCCGAUUCCACCAGUUGGAAACAUGAGCACUCAAAAGCCAGAAAUCGGUGAAACUGAUCAGCGCCGUCCUUUGUUUCGUCACUCGAAAGAUGAAAACGGUUUAUUUAUGUAUGCUCGCCCUUUUCCUCCAAGUUUGGUUGUUUCAUGUUGUCCCUCUGUCGCGAAGACAAAUGGACAGUCUUUUGUGUCCCCAUCUGGAUCAGACACCUACACACGGUGGUAUACAUAUAUUUUUCACCUGUUGUGAAGACCAUAUAAUUUUUAAAGAGGGUUACGCU
Messenger RNA from Opisthorchis viverrini, 3237 nucleotides. RefSeq lists its product as hypothetical. The coding region runs from base 43 to 2706 and encodes 887 amino acids. The transcript is spliced from 13 exons. Lineage: Eukaryota; Metazoa; Platyhelminthes; Trematoda; Opisthorchiida; Opisthorchiidae. Gene Ontology annotation, biological process: monocarboxylic acid transport; transmembrane transport. The record is from RefSeq and is a predicted model, not a curated record. Gene Ontology annotation, molecular function: monocarboxylic acid transmembrane transporter activity.